This is a messenger RNA of Erigeron canadensis, 684 nucleotides long. RefSeq names its product 40S ribosomal protein S26-like. The record is from RefSeq and is a predicted model, not a curated record. Gene Ontology annotation, biological process: translation. The transcript is spliced from 5 exons. Lineage: Eukaryota; Viridiplantae; Streptophyta; Magnoliopsida; Asterales; Asteraceae. Gene Ontology annotation, molecular function: mRNA binding; structural constituent of ribosome. The coding region runs from base 97 to 483 and encodes 128 amino acids. Gene Ontology annotation, cellular component: ribosome; cytosolic small ribosomal subunit.
AGCAUAUAAAAUCCUCGUUGUUUUUCGAAUAUGUUAUAAAAUCACAGCUGACGGCGGUGCCGGAUAUCGUAACCCUAGAAGAAUCUCGGCGGCGACAUGACAUUCAAGAGAAGAAACGGUGGACGCAACAAACAUGGACGUGGCCAUGUCAAAUUCAUUCGUUGCUCCAAUUGUGGUAAAUGCUGUCCCAAGGACAAGGCUAUCAAGAGAUUUCAAGUGAGGAACGUAGUGGAACAAGCUGCUGUUAGGGAUGUUCAAGAAGCGUGUGCUUUUGACCAGUACACACUUCCCAAGCUGUACACGAAGAUGCAAUACUGUGUGUCUUGUGCAAUUCACUCUAAAGUUGUCAGGGUUCGCUCUCGAACUGAAAGGAGGAAUCGUGAGCCACCAAAGCGUUUCUCUCGCCCAAGGGAUGAUGCUCCUAGACCUGGCCAGGGUCCCCGACUAGGUGGUGUUGCUGGUCCUGCUCCAGUUCGUGCUUGAAGAUCUUAUUCUCUGCUAAUAGGUUUCGAAGACUUAAUAUUGAGCAUAUUUUGUUACGCUUUUUCUAUGUAGCUGUUUAGCCUUGGACUCAUUUGGUGUUAUCCAUGCUGCCCUCUUGAAUAGUUUGAAAACUUAAGUUUUGUAAGAUGGGUUUAUUGGAUUUGUUGCUACUCUGUGGGCUUUCAGAAAUUUGUUUCAAAA